Messenger RNA from Coffea eugenioides, 1387 nucleotides. Its product is annotated as acyl-CoA-binding domain-containing protein 3-like. Gene Ontology annotation, molecular function: fatty-acyl-CoA binding. Lineage: Eukaryota; Viridiplantae; Streptophyta; Magnoliopsida; Gentianales; Rubiaceae. The transcript is spliced from 3 exons. The record is from RefSeq and is a predicted model, not a curated record. Bases 172 to 1167 code for a protein of 331 amino acids. Gene Ontology annotation, biological process: fatty acid metabolic process.
CCCACCCACGGCAACAAUUUCAAUUUUGAGUAGAAUAUACUCUAGUGCUCUUCUUCUGCCUCUGCCAAAUCCUAACCCCCCCUCCCAGUAUUUUUGUUGCAUCAAAUUUCCGGCUUGUAAUCGCCACAAUUCUCCUCUGGUUUUUUUUUCCCUCUGUCACACUUACACAGGAUGGUGGCUGGGUUUUUUCAGGACUUGGCUUUUUCUGCAUCCCUCACGAUGGUUGUUUAUUUUAUUCUGUCUAAGCUUCGUUCGAGUUCUGCUGAAGAUAUCACCAAUGUUACGUGCAAUUCAAGAAACGAUGUUUUUAUUUAUAAAGCUGGGUUUUUGGAGCAUGUUGGCGAAAAAUAUCCUGGGGUUUUUGAUAUUAGACAAGAAAGAAAUCUUGGGAAUUCUGGGUUUCAAGCAGUGAUGUCGGGAGAAGUUCACAGUGUUGAUGGUGAAGGGAACGAGCUGAAACAAGAAAAGAAAGAUAAUAACACCAACGAUGAAGCUCUUGGUGGAGUUGUCGAAAACGUACUAGUACAAGAGGCGAGGGAAGAAAAAGAUAGUGUCGGUGUCGGUGGCGGUGAGGAUAUUAAAGAAAAAGAAGAAGUUGAUGAAUGUUCUGAAUCGAGGCCAAUGCCCCAGGAAACUGAAGAAGAACUACAAAGCCUAGUUGAAGAAGCUUAUGUGGCACUGAGUUUAAGGGAAGAAUUUGAGGUGAGGGAGGGCAAGGAUGAGGAAAUUUGUGAGGUUUUGGAGAAUAAACAUAGUCAAGAAACAGAGAGGGAUGCAGCACAGAGCACUGAGAGGAGUGAGGGCAAUGAAUCUAAUGAUCAGGUGGGGGUGGAAGAAUCAGAAGAGGGGCUGUUUGAUGAUUGGGAAGGGAUAGAGAGAAGUGAGCUGGAGAAGCAUUUUGAUGCAGCAGUGGCUUUUGUUGGUUCCAAGGGCAAUGCUGAUCGUAUUGAUGGCAAUACAAGGAUGCAGCUUUACGGGCUUCACAGGGUUGCCAUGGAAGGAACUUGCCACGGGCCACAGCCAAUGGCAUUGAAGGUUUCGGCUCGUGCUAAGAGGAAUGCUUGGCAAAAGCUGGGUGACAUGAGCUCAGAAAUGGCAAUGGAACGGUAUAUGGCCCUUCUGUCAGCAAGCAUACCUGAAUGGGAGGACAAAAUCAUAAAAAAGUGAGAGGCCUUUCUGAUGCCUGUAGCUGAUCACGCGGAGGGCUGCAGUUUCUAGUACUUUUACUCCAAUCUUGAUUUCAACAGAGGAUUUUAGGGAGAACUGCAUGUGUUUGUAAAUCAAAAACUGAUUCCGCCUUAUCCAUCAUGAUUUGAUUAUUACUAUACCUUUUAUGGUAGUAACAGUAGUAGUAUUCACUAAUUCAUUUGCUAGCUUUACAUAUUAU